Aedes aegypti (yellow fever mosquito) is the source of this 2898-nucleotide messenger RNA. Its product is annotated as nose resistant to fluoxetine protein 6. The coding region runs from base 263 to 2563 and encodes 766 amino acids. The record is from RefSeq and is a predicted model, not a curated record. Gene Ontology annotation, molecular function: acyltransferase activity, transferring groups other than amino-acyl groups. Lineage: Eukaryota; Metazoa; Arthropoda; Insecta; Diptera; Culicidae. The transcript has 10 exons.
CAGUUCACUUUCGUCUGUCUCUAUGUUAAGUCAUCCGGCGUCUGCCGACUUGCGGGUCUACACGAAAGGGUGCGCGCGUGAAAAGUUGAAAACUUGAACUUUAACACGUUUUGUCGUUGGUGUUCAUUGACUAAAAUGCUGCGAUCUUUACUUAUAAUCAUUAAAUAAAGCGGUGAUAAACUGUUUAGCAGCCCACAAUAAAGAGUUGCUGUUUGUGAGAUCAUUAGUGAUAAAAGAGCGUGCAAACCAACUUCGUUUCAAAAUGAAGAUUUUAAUUGCAAACACGCUGUUAAUGUGCCUUAUUUAUGUGAAUAAUGUCAAGGCUCAAUCAAGUGUCUCAAAUUCUAGUGAAAGUAGUAGUGUCGCUUCAUUUGGAAACCUUAUUAUUCUGGGCGAAAUUCUGGACGUGUUUGACAUUCGUAAUGUUGGAGCAAAUUGGAGUAGUAUCAGCAAACGAUUGACAAACAGCUGCUCAACUGAAAUGGAGUACUAUUUGCGAGGAUUACAAGCUGGAAAAAUUUGGGCUGUUAAAAUGGACGACUCAUCAGGAAAAUAUAACCAAGGAUAUUUUUGGGGCAACAACUACUGGACUGGAUCAAUAACGCAGUGCUCUUUUAUAUAUCGGAAAAAUACUAACAACAAGAACAUAACGAAGAUCAACAAAAACACCGAUUUGACUUACAUAAAUGGGAACUUUCUCGGAGCGUCAGAAAUGAUGCACGAAAAUCCUCCAUUCAUACCAGGAUUUUACAUGCUAAAAGUAUUGUUAAAUAACACACAUACGUUAGGACCGCCUAGGACUGUGCUGAUGGGAUUAUGUCUACCCGGAUCCUGCCAACUGAACGACGUCGUAGAGAUGACUCAGAAAGCUGAACCCCCAACGAAAAACUUUCAAGUUAUAGGCGUGAGAUCGCCUACAUUGAAUAAUUUUUCCUUAUGGAAAGACUUCACGUUCCAGAUACUAUUCUCAGCUACAAUCAUUGUCACACUGCUACUGAUUGGAGGAACUGGGUACGAUUUAGUACUGAGAAAGAGGUAUGCAGAUAAAAUGAGAAUGAAGAAAUAUUCAAAGGAUCUCAACUCCGAAUCCUCUUCUGGUCUGGGAUGUACAACGUAUGACCUCACACAAGGUCUUCCGGACAAAGCAAACAAGGCAAAUUGUACUGCUUUCGGCAUACCUACUGGAGUGAAUAACAAUAACUCUGAUGAAAAUUUAGCAAUUGAGCCAACCCCAGCUGACGAUGAGAAACUUGGCGUUUGUGCUGAGCUGCUGUUGUCGUUUUCUGUGGUUACCAACUUCCAGGCGAUCUGUGAUAAGAAUGUUGGAAAUGAUACGAUUCCAUCCAUCCAUGGGUUACGAGCGAUUUCAAUGUUGUGGGUUAUUUUAGGGCACACAAUGAUUGUUGUCUUCAAAUACUCUGAUAACAUGGAGCUACGAAAAGUUGUCGAAAAGGAAGUAUUGUUCCAAGCCAUCCUUAAUGGCGCGUACAGCGUGGACACUUUCUUUUUCAUCAGUGGAUUUUUAGUAUCCUAUAUAUAUUUCCGCACUAAUGCCAAAGGGAAACUAGAAAAACUCACUCAAGGCGUCAAUGAGUUCACAGCUGGUACUUAUCAUUUCUUUGGAUUAGUAGGAUACCGAUUUGUGAGGUUAACUGCACCCUACCUUUAUGUCCUUGGAGUUGUAGAAGUCGUUAUGAGAUAUUUGGAACAAAAUUCUGUCUUUGAACCCCCUACGCAGGACCACAUAAACUGUCCCAAAUAUUGGUGGAGAAAUAUCAUGUAUGUCAAUACAUUUUUUCCUGUAGAGCAAAUGUGCAUGCUCUGGAGUUGGUAUCUAGCCGAUGAUACGCAGUUUUACAUAAUUGGAGCUGUCAUUCUGAUAAUUGCGGUUAGACAUUUCAAGUUUGCUGCUGGCAUGCUGACAGUCUUUAUGGUUUCUUCGUGGGCGACCACGGCAUAUAUAGCAUUCUCGAAUAAUCACAUGCCAAAUGCUGAUGAUCCUUUUGCACUGUUUGAUAAGAUUUAUGACAAACCAUGGACUCGGUUAGGUCCCUAUUUAGUAGGCAUGUGCGUUGGAUGGAUACUGUUCAAAACCAACUGUAAAAUAAAAAUGUCCAAGCUUGUUGUGAUUUCAGGAUGGACUGCAUCGGUAGUCAUGAUGUUAUAUUUACUGUUUGGUUUGUUUAAUACGACACUAACUCAACUAGCAGCAGCGGCAUACAGUUCACUCAGUCAUACAGCGUGGGCUAUGUCUUGUGCCUGGGUCAUCAUUGCCUGUUCGACAGGUCACGGUGGAUGGGUGAAUAAUCUUCUAUCUGCACCACUUCUAUAUCCAUUUUCUAGGGUAACGUACUGUGCGUACUUAGUGCAUCCAAUAGUGAAUAGGAUAUAUGCCAUGGAAUCUGAUUCACCUAUUCACAUGUCGCCGAACAGCUUAACAACCUUAUAUCUAGGACAAGUAGUGUCAUCUUACGUAUUAGCAUUUUUGAUUUCGUUAUCGUUCGAAGCACCUGUGGUUACGAUGCUAAGAAUAUUAUCACCUAACAGGAAGAGACAGAUAUAACACCCACAUUGAAAAUAUUUUCUAAGAUAUGCUUUUCACAUCCCUCUCACUCAUCAAUCCUUGUUUGUAUUCAAAUAUUUAUGUGCAACAUUCCUAUGCUAGGUAAAUAGAGAUUAGGUGCAUAUACUAAAGGUGAACAAAAGUUGAGUAGAUAGUUAACUAAGCGCCUCUGUGUUCUGAAUUUUCUUGUUAUGCGAAUCCAAGCGAAUCUAAGAGAGAUAUCGAAAAAUGCUCAAUGAUUGAAUAAGUAUUUGUAAGCACACACACAAUGACAUUUGACUGAUGCUAUUAAAUUAUAUGACGAAACAAAACAAAAAUAAAUGAACAAACGACAA